CAAAUCCCAGGGAAAACGCGAGCUCCUGAACGCUGAUUGGUUCGUCCCAGCCUGCUAAAGCGGAAGUGUCUCAUGUUGUGAUGUGGACAAAAUGAUCGGGGAUUUAUUGUUGUUCGGGACAUUGUUGGCGAACGCCGGAGCCGUGCUCAAUUUUAAACUAAAGAGAAAGGAGACCCAAGGAUUUGGAGAUGAGUCUGGUGCACCAACUACAGGGGACAACAUCCGGGAGUUCCUGCUCAGCCUCCGCUACUUCCGCAUCUUCAUUGCUCUGUGGAACAUCUUUAUGAUGUUCUGCAUGAUUGUAUUGUUUGGUUCCUGAAGGCAACAUAAUGUGGUUUCUCCUUGUACAUGUGCAGCCCUUCCACAAACCACUGUACAGAAACAAUAACCCACUGUAUUUAUUGUAAUCUACCAUUAUAGACUCUUGCAGUUUUCCAUACUUAUCCCUGUUAAUACCCCUUUGUGUAGUUUGGACCAGUGUGACAUGGAUCAUGGGUGAUUUCAGAUUAUUAUUAUUUUUUUAAAUAUAAAAUGAAAGUCACAUUCUGUCAA
Messenger RNA from Boleophthalmus pectinirostris (great blue-spotted mudskipper), 552 nucleotides. It is a transcript of the gene smim7, whose product is annotated as small integral membrane protein 7. Lineage: Eukaryota; Metazoa; Chordata; Actinopteri; Gobiiformes; Gobiidae. The transcript has 5 exons. The record is from RefSeq and is a predicted model, not a curated record. The coding region runs from base 92 to 319 and encodes 75 amino acids.